This is a messenger RNA of Nycticebus coucang (slow loris), 781 nucleotides long. It is a transcript of the gene MND1, whose product is annotated as meiotic nuclear divisions 1. The coding region runs from base 27 to 644 and encodes 205 amino acids. The record is from RefSeq and is a predicted model, not a curated record. Gene Ontology annotation, biological process: reciprocal meiotic recombination. The transcript is spliced from 8 exons. Gene Ontology annotation, molecular function: double-stranded DNA binding. Gene Ontology annotation, cellular component: nucleus. NCBI's taxonomy places the organism in Eukaryota, Metazoa, Chordata, Mammalia, Primates, Lorisidae.
GCCUCCACCCCCGAAAUUUCCGCGCCAUGUCAAAGAAAAAAGGACUGAGUGCAGAAGAAAAGAGAGCCCGCAUGAUGGAAAUAUUUUUUGAGACAAAAGAUGUAUUUCAAUUAAAAGAUAUGGAGAAGAUUGCUCCCAAAGAGAAAGGCAUUACUGCUAUGUCAGUAAAAGAAGUCCUUCAAAGUUUAGUUGAUGAUGGUAUGGUGGACUGUGAGAGGAUUGGAACUUCUAAUUAUUAUUGGGCUUUUCCAAGCAAAGCUCUUCAUGCAAGGAAACGUAAAUUGGAGGUUCUGGAAUCUCAGUUGUCUGAGGGAAGCCAAAAGCAUGAAAAUCUACAGAAAAGCAUUGAAAAAGCUAAAAUUGGUCGACAUGAGACAGAGGAGCGAGCUAUGCUAGCAAAAGAACUUUCUUCACUUCAGAACCAAAGGGAACAGCUAAAGACAGAAGUAGAAAAAUACAAAGAAUGUGACCCACAAGUUAUAGAAGAAACGCGUCAAGCAAAUAAAGUGGCCAAGGAAGCUGCUAACAGAUGGACUGAUAACAUAUUUGCAAUAAAAUCUUGGGCCAAAAGAAAAUUUGGACUUGAAGAAAAUAAAAUUGAUAAAAAUUUUGGAAUUCCAGAAGACUUUGACUACAUAGACUAAAAUAUUUGAUGGUUGUGAAGGAUGGAUCAGUGAGCUUGUGAAUAUUUAAAUUUAUAAAUAUUCAACUAAAUGUACUGACUUGUCAUUUACCUAUAACUGUUUACUAUUUUAUUGAUUUUAAAUAAAGUAUAAAAUGC